AUGUCCAAAAUCGGAGUCUUCCCCGCCUCAGGUGGACUGGGAUCCAGCAUAGUGAACCACCUGCGCUCCCUAGUCCCAGCAACCGAUCUCAUUCUCAUCGCAAGAAACCCUGCAAAACUGUCCGAUGAGAAAGAGGCCGGCGCAACCAUUCGCCAGGCGGACUACGAUGACCCGGCAAGCCUUGACAACGCAUUCGACGGCAUCCAGACCUUGAUGCUGAUUUCGUAUGCGUCUUUCGAGAUCGAUCAUCGAGUAAAAGCCCACCGACUAGCAAUCAACAAGGCCAUAAAAAGCGGAGUAAAGCACAUCUUCUACUCAUCUCUCGCUUUCGCAGGCCUCACAAACAAAAGUCUAGCACAUGUUAUGGGUGCACACCUUGCUACAGAGGAGUAUCUAUCCACAAAGCCUGAAAUCAGCUACACGAUUGUCCGCGAAGGAAUAUACACCGAGUCCUUCCCCAUCUACACAGCAUGGUUUGAUCCACAGAACCCCGCUGAUGAAAUCACAAUCCCGCACUCUGGGGAUGGACCUGGUGUUGCGUGGGUUAAGCGGGAUGAACUGGGUGAAGCUACUGCCAAGCUUAUCGUUUCUUAUGUCAAGGAUUCUGCUGCAUUUGGAUAUGUGAAUAAGAUGGUUUUGCUGUCUGGGCAGAGGGUUAUUUCGCUGGCUGAAACAGUUCAGAUCUUGGGGCGUGCGGUUGGGAAGAAUGUAAGGAUUCGGGAGAUUUCUGUUGAUGAGUAUGCGAAGCUCCCGCAUGAAGGGAAGCAUACCUACCAUAGAGUGGAUUUGUCAAGGGAGUGGGCAACGGCGUGGGAGGCUAUUAAAGAUGGUGAGACUGCUGUUAUUUCGCCUGCUAUCGUUGAGAUUUUAGGACGAGAGCCGGAGCAGUAUGAGGAUAGUAUCAGGGAUCUCAUUGGAUCUUAA
Molecule: messenger RNA, 924 nt
Organism: Penicillium pulvis
Lineage: Eukaryota; Fungi; Ascomycota; Eurotiomycetes; Eurotiales; Aspergillaceae
Exons: 2
Coding region: 1-924 (307 amino acids)
Source: RefSeq, a predicted model, not a curated record